ACAGCAAUAAGAUAAUUAAUCAUGGGUAAAGGUACUCCAUCGUUAGGAAAAAGACACAACAAAUCUCACGUCUUGUGUAACAGAUGUGGUAAGAGAUCCUACCACGUCCAAAAGAAGACCUGUUCUUCUUGUGGUUACCCAGCUGCUAAGAUGAGAUCCCACAACUGGGCUUUGAAAGCUAAGAGAAGAAGAACCACCGGUACCGGUCGUAUGGCUUACUUGAAGCAUGUGUCCAGAAGAUUUAAGAACGGGUUCCAAACUCAAUAAAUAGAUACUGGCCUAAAGACCUCCGAUUCUAAUAAAUGACAAAUAUUUGUGUAAUAGUAUCAUCCUCAUAAUAAACAUAUUUUCAUGUUAUAGUAUA
Yamadazyma tenuis ATCC 10573 is the source of this 364-nucleotide messenger RNA. It is a transcript of the gene RPL37B, whose product is annotated as 60S ribosomal protein eL37. Gene Ontology annotation, cellular component: ribosome; cytosolic large ribosomal subunit. Lineage: Eukaryota; Fungi; Ascomycota; Pichiomycetes; Serinales; Debaryomycetaceae. Gene Ontology annotation, molecular function: RNA binding; structural constituent of ribosome. The record is from RefSeq and is a predicted model, not a curated record. Gene Ontology annotation, biological process: translation.